AUGCAUUUGGUGGGCCGCGCUGGCCGGGACAAGCCACCGCCGUUGGGAUCGUCGUUUGGUGUUCCGGGCAAGAAUACCACCUUUGAUUACAUCGUGGUUGGCGGGGGGACUGCCGGUCUGACACUGGCUACGCGAUUAGCCGAGCAGCAGGCUGGCAGCGUGGCUGUUGUUGAGGCCGGUGGUUUCUAUGAAAUCGACAAUGGCAAUCUUAGCCAGGUGCCAGCCAGCACCAACCAAUUUACCGGACGGUCUCCGACCGAUUGGCAGCCCCUGAUUGACUGGGGAACUAUGACGACUCCGCAGGCGGGCACAUAUGGCACGCAGGCACAUUAUGCGCGAGGAAAGUGCCUGGGAGGUACAUCAGCGCGAAACUCCAUGGUCUACCAUCGAGCCACCCGCGGAGCCUACCAGCAGUGGGCGGAUUUGGUAAGAGAUGACAGCUUCACAUUCGACAACCUGCUGCCUUUUUUUGAAAAGAGCACUCGCUUCACGCCGCCGGACAUGUCUCUGCGGUUCGACAACGGGACUCCGUGGUACGAUGCCAGCGUCUUAGGAAAUGGCUCGAAUCCGCUCUCCGUGACGUACCCUCAUUACGUGCAGGCCUUCAGCUCGUGGGCCAUCCAAGGGCUGGAAGCCAUUGGCAUCUCGAAGAUUCCCGGCUUGCAGAGCGGAGAAUUACUGGGCCAAGGAUACACCUUGUUCACUGUUAACGCGACAACUAUGCUACGGGAUUCGUCUGAAACCGCCUUUCUCCGACGGGCCCUCGAUUGGCCCAACUAUAGCGUUUAUCAUUCCACCAUGGCCAAACGGGUUCUCUUCACUAAGGACCGACAGGCUUCGGCGGUGGUGGUGGAAACUGCCGGACUUAGCUACCAGCUGAAUGCCACCAAAGAGGUCAUCCUCUCAGCAGGCGCUUUUGGAUCGCCCCAGCUGCUUCUGGUGUCUGGGGUCGGACCGGCUGCAAGCCUCGAGGGGCUGGGGAUCCCCAUCGUGGCCGAUCGGCCGGGGGUGGGCCAGAAUAUGCAUGACCAUGUCUACACCGCGGCCUCACAUCGAGUCAAUGUGAUCACGGCUUCCAGGAUGGGGGACCCCGAGUUUGCGGCCCAGGCGGCGCAAGAGUUCGACGAACAGGCGACGGGAAUGUAUACCAGUCCCAGCAGUGAUGUCAUGGGAUGGGAGAAAAUCCCCGGCGACCUGCGGGCCCAAUUCUCCAACCAGACCUUGACGACACUGGCGCAGAUGCCGGCAGACUGGCCCGAGGUCGAGUAUCUCUUCCCGUCGUCGUACGUUGGGCCACAAAAUGUCCCGUCCCAGGAGGACCCCCAUGAUGGCUACAACUAUGCCGCCAUGUCUUUUGCUCUCGUGGCGCCGCAGUCCCGGGGAAAUGUCACAAUUUCCUCGCCGGAUGCCUCUGUGCCGCCAUUGGUCAAUCCCAACUGGUUGACGGCGCCGGCGGACAUGGAGGUCCUCGUUGCCGCGUUCAAGCGGGCGCGUCAGCUGUGGAAUACCAGCGCCAUGGCACCUGUUAAAAUCGGGGAGGAGGUCUAUCCGGGGCCCCAGGUGCAGACCGAUGCGGAGAUCGAGGAUUCGAUCCGGCGGAAUGCCAUGACGGUCCGACAUGCCUCCUCGACGUGUGCGAUGGGUCGUGCCGAGGAUCCGAUGGCCGUGGUAGAUACCCAGGCGCGUGUGCUGGGCGUCCAGGGCUUGCGGGUGAUCGAUGCCUCGAUUUUUCCUUUUUUGCCCCCGGGACACCCGCAGUCGACCGUUUAUGCCAUUGCAGAGAAGCUGGCGUGCAAUAUCACGAGUGCUUGCUAG
Molecule: messenger RNA, 1815 nt
Organism: Aspergillus sclerotioniger CBS 115572
Lineage: Eukaryota; Fungi; Ascomycota; Eurotiomycetes; Eurotiales; Aspergillaceae
Product: GMC family oxidoreductase
Exons: 4
Coding region: 1-1815 (604 amino acids)
Biological process (GO): secondary metabolite biosynthetic process
Molecular function (GO): oxidoreductase activity, acting on CH-OH group of donors; flavin adenine dinucleotide binding
Source: RefSeq, a predicted model, not a curated record